Molecule: messenger RNA, 8809 nt
Organism: Megalops cyprinoides (Indo-Pacific tarpon)
Lineage: Eukaryota; Metazoa; Chordata; Actinopteri; Elopiformes; Megalopidae
Product: bromodomain adjacent to zinc finger domain protein 2A-like
Exons: 30
Coding region: 153-7511 (2452 amino acids)
Cellular component (GO): rDNA heterochromatin
Molecular function (GO): protein binding; DNA binding
Source: RefSeq, a predicted model, not a curated record
UGCACUCAAUCACACCAGCCAUGUUUGCUAAUUUGCAACCUAGAGGUUAGCGAUUACCUAUUUACUGUUUACAUCGGUUUUGACUUCUUCAGCCCUGUCUCACAUCGGAAGCCUAAAGGCACCAGCUUCCUGGAAAUACAGAGAUUAGACAGAUGGCAGCGAAUAACCAUUAUAACUUUGGGGGCCACCCCUCUGUAUCAGCUAACUCAGGAUUGAAGCCUUCCUCAGGGGAAUCUCUUUAUACUAAUGGGUCAUUGUCCUCCAUGAGCUUCUCCCAGCAGGGGAAAAAUCUGAACGGUGACCUGAAUGUGAACGGCAUCACUACUGUAGCUGGGAGUGGUGCACCUGGUGCCCACCCCUCCACCUCUUACUCUCACAUGAGCAACCACCACCAACCCCACCAGAGCAGCCUGGGCUACGACUACCUGUGGGGCCAGUCUCAGUACAGGCCGGCACUGAGUGCUGGGCAUAGGGCCAGCAUGCACCACAAGCAGAGCCCUGGGGCUGCACUCCAACUGCCACAGCACUUCCAGGGCCACGCACAGUACCAGGCCAACGGGGGCCUCGUGGGGCCCCGGCAGCCUCCCGCUACGGCCGCACCCAACGUCUCUCUGGCUGGGGGGCAGUACUGGAACAGGGGCAGCCCCUCCCAGCAGCAUGGUGGAUCUCCCCUGGGGGUGGCGUACAACUCACAUGGCGGGUACGGGGCCUACCAGGGCCAGGGACACCCGGGCAUGGCCCCCGUGCAGCAUCACCAGCAGCAGCACCAGCCGCAGCAGCACCUCCACCACCAUCAGCAGCAGCAGCAGCAUCAUUAUGGGAUGGUGCCCAACGGGAUGUCCUACUAUCAGCCACACUGCCAGCCACCGCCUACAGCUCAGGUCCCACCCCAGGCCCAGGUAAUGCCCCCAGCUUCACAGAACUAUGCUCUGGCCCACCACAGCCCACAGCACCACAGCAUGAGCCGGGGGGCCACAGGGAGCCCUCUUCCUAUGCAGGCGUCCACAGUUCCGAUGAUGCCCUCUGCAAACAUACGGGAGAACGGAGGACCCCAGCAGCGGGACAGACCCUCGGGACACUGUGGCUCGCAGCCCAUUGGUUCUCAAGGGGGUUUGAGCGAGCUGUAUAAGGAUGUUGAUAGCAGCUACAACCUGCUGGAGAGUGUGUCUGUGUCUCAGCACUUACCCAAAACAGAGGGCUUUACUCAGAAGACCACCACCCCUUCCACAGAGGCUUCGGAAAGUGAUUUCAGCCAGGGGGCUCAGCACCUCCCCGCUGACACAGGACGACACAUGGUUAAACAGUACAAAGAAGGAGACACGGGAAGGGAGCCUGCUUCUUCGGUGGGCCCUGCUGCGCCAGGAGGACCUGGUCCUUCAGUGGCCCCUGCUACUCCUUUGGCUCCCUCCAUAGCCCCUGCCCCCCUUACGACUCCCACUUCCCCAAGGGUUCAUACUCCUCCUGUAAUCUCUUCUCCUCCUGUGGUCCCUACUCGUCAAGCAAUUCAUACUCCUCCAACUGUCUCUGUUCCUCCUCUCGCCCCCACCAUAUCUCCUGCUUAUCCAGUGUCCCCUUCUCCCUCGUUGACUCUCACUGUAACUGCUCGUCCAGUUGCCUCCUCAACGGCUCCCACUUCUCCUGUGGCUCACACCAUGGCUCCUACUCCUCCAAUGGCCCCUGCUUCUCAGACAGUUCCUAUUCCUCCAAUGGCCCCUGCUUCUCAGACAGUUCCUACUCCUCCAGUGGCCCCUGCUUCUCAAACGGUACCUACUCCUCCAGUGGCCCCUGCUUCUCAAACGGUUCCUACUCCUCCGUUGGCCCCUCCUUCUCAAACGGUUCCUACUCCUCCAUUGGCCCCUGCUCCUCAAAAGGUGCACAGUCCUCCAUUAGACCCUGCUCCUCAAACAGUGCAUACUCCUUCAUUGGCUCUUGCUCCUUCGGGGAUGCAUACAGCUCCAGCGGGCCCUGCUCUUUCAGUGGCCACCAGCACAACUCAGUGGCCACCUGCUCCUCUUCCAGUCCUCUCUGUUUCUCCAGUAGUCCCAAAAGAAGCUGGGUCUGAGGAGCCAGCUUUCAGUGCAUUUACAACCAAGCUGGAGCUUCCUAUGGCCGGUGGCCCAGAGGCAGUUAAGCUCGGCCUAGUACAGAAUGUAGUGGACGUGGUGGUGGUUCAUAAACAUGACCAGGGGCUAAAUUCCCCAAUCUCAGUGGUCCAGUUGUCGGAAACAUCUCACCUGCUUGGUGGGCUCUCAGAUGUGGAGUUGCAUGCGGACAAGAGUCUAGAUGCCGCUCGGGUCGGUGGGUUGCCCAACGACUGUGAGGGUGACCUCUUGCCGACAGGAUCCUCUCAUGUCAAUGCAUCUAAGGUGGAGGAAAGCAGCGCUCUGGGCAACACCCUCAGCAGCACUUCCCACACUGAAGAUCUGUCUGUUGAGGACCAGUGGGCCACCCAGAUUUCUGAAGAGGCUGAUGAAACCCAGGAUGAGGAUAUACCUGAGAUGGUGGACUUGAGCUCUGCCACUGAGGACUCACUGAUGGAGCCCUCUUUGGACCACUCCUCCCUUCCAAUGAAGUCCUUCAACAAGGCCUCUCAGAGUGCCAUGUCCCUGUCCUCCACAUCUGACAAUGCCAUGUCCUUCCAGUCCUCCACCAGUGAUUCCAACAUUAUACAGGAUUGUGGGGUCCAAGAUGGCCCCAUUUCAUCUGGAGGGGACACAGCGGUUUUGCAUGUGGAGGAGCAGGUGGUGGAAGCAGAGUAUGACCCCAGGGAGCAGUCAGUCAACGAUACAGUGCAGGCAUCGUUGUCACCUCCACCCAGCCGUGCUGUGACCCCAAACACUGGGAGACGCGCAGAAAGGCCCAGAACCCUCGGUGCCAAGCUCCCUUUCUCACAUGAGCGCAAGAGGUCACGGGUCUCCAAGCCCUCACCCAAAACUGGAAAGGGUGCUAUAGCAAAGCUGGAAAAGGUGGGAGAUGGGGAGGAACGGAAGAGGGUGGCUGGAAUGAAAGGCAGUGUAGAAAGUGCCAGUCUUGUCGCGGGCCUGUCCACUACUCGUAAAGAGCCAAUCAGUUUGUCCCCUGAGCCGUGCUCCUCCCACUGCCUCAGUGUGCCCCCCCAGAAACCUCUGAAGGUGAAGAGGGCAAAGAAGGGGCCAGGGAAGGUGCCCCAUGCUCCAAAAGUGGAGGUGCCAGUGGCAGAAGAUGAAGAUGAGAAAGCUUCAGCCAAUGGUGAAGUUCAGAAGAGACAUAUAGCAACAGAAGAGCAAGUCAGAUUUCCCCUGCUGCACGGGUGGAGACGGGAGGUUCGCGUCAGGAAGUGUGAGAAUCGGAUGAAAGGCGAGACCUGGUACUAUAGUCCCUGUGGGAAGAGGAUGAAGCAGUUUCCGGAGAUCAUCAAGUAUCUGAGCAGGCACCCAGGGACAGCUGUUUCCAGGGAGCACUUCAGCUUCAGUCCUCGCACGCCUGUCGGUGACUUUUAUGAGGAGCGGGAGACGCCACAGGGUGUGGAGUGGUUCCUUCUGGCUAAUGAAGAGGUGCCCUCCAUGAUAAUGACUAUUACGGGCAGGCGUGGUCGGCCCCCUAACCCGGACAGAAUGCAGCCCCGCCACCGCCCCCGUGCCCCCCGCAAAGAGGGUGGUCGAGGCCGCCGCCCCGGGAGGCCACCCAAAGUGAAGACGGUGGACAUGCUGAGCAAAAUGGAGGCAAAGCUGCUGAAAAAGCUGGAGUCACAGGAAACUCUGAGCGAAGAAGACAAGGAGAAGCUGAAUAAGAUCAAGAAGAAGAUGAAGAAAAAGACCAGGAAUAAAAGGAAGGAGGACACCAAGAAUAAGAAGAUCCGACAGGAGAGAAGGAAGGUGAAGUCUGAAAAGGCCAAGGAGGCGAAGGAGGAGGAGGAGAGAGGCGGGUCCCCAGAGCACAGUGCCCCCAAACCCAUGCCCGAUCCCAGGAAGCCAGGCCGGAGGAAGAGGGUAAAGGUGCUGGAGAAGGCGGAUGAGAAGGCUAAGCUAGAGAAGCUGAAGCGAGGGUGCGGGGCGCGGAGCAAGGCCAAGGCUUUGGCCCGGGCGCAGGCGGAGGCUGAGGCACACGCCCAGGCUGUAGAAGCAGCCAGGAGGCAGGUGGAGCGCAGGGCCCAGGCACAGCGCCGCCUACAGGAGAGGAAGAGGCAGCAGCUGCUCCUGGAGGAGCUCAAGAAGCCCACAGAAGACAUGUGCAUCACUGACCACCAGCCUCUGCCAGAGUUUUUCCGGGUCCCUGGCCUGGUGCUGUCAGGUACAGCCUUCUCACAUUGUCUGAUGGUGGUGGAGUUCCUGCACAGUUACGGGAAGGUCCUGGGCCUGCAGCUGCCCCAGGAUGUGCCUAGCCUGUCCACCCUACAGGAGGGGCUCCUUGGUGUGGGUGACAGCCAGGGUGAGGUCCAGGACCUACUGGUGAGGCUGGUCAAAGCUGCACUACAUGACCCUGGGCUUCCCCCUCAUUACCAGACUGUGAAAAUUCUUGGAGAGAAGCUGGUGGACUUGGAGCUGAACCGUAGCAGUGUGACGGAGGCACUACGGAUCUUUCUGGAGGCACGCGGGUUUGAGCCAGAUGUCUGUAACAGUCUACGCACCAAGCCCUUCCAGGCCCUCUCCCCCGACUCCAAGGCUGCCGUGCUGGCCUUCCUGACAGAUGAGCUAAAUGCCAGCAACAUCAUCAUCAGUGAGAUUGAUAAGACAUUGGAGAACAUGGCUGUCUACAGGAAGAACAAGUGGGACAUAGAAGGAAAACUCCGCAGGCUGAAAGCUGCAUUAGUGCGGCGGACGGGCCGCUCGGAGGCAGAGCUGUGCCUGGAGGAGCGCCGCCGCAGUGCCAGGGUGGCGGAGGAGGAGAGCCUGAGCCUGGAGGAGGGCAGCCAGCUGGACAGGGGUGUCCGCCGUGCCCGCCGGGAGGAGGGCAAGCUCAGCGAGGGAGAGAGCCCCAGCUCUGCCAGUAUUCCUGAACUGGAGAGACAGAUCGAUAAGCUAACCAAGCGUCAGGUAUUUUUCUGUAAGAAGCUGCUACAGUGUUCCCACAUCAUGCGGGGACUCUCGCUGGGUCAGGACCGGUACCGGCGCCGAUACUGGGUCCUGCCGCACAUCGGGGGCAUUCUGGUGGAGGGAGCAGAGGAGGUCCUAGGGUCAGGUGACAGGCUUGUGAAGGAGGAGGAGCCACAGAGUGUCACUGCGUCCUUCAUUUCACCUGUGAAGACAGAACCAACAGUGGAUCCCCUUGUUUCCCCACCUGCUGCUGCUGCCCAGCCCCCCUUGUCUUCCCCCCUUCCCCCGCAGGAAGACGACCCCCUUCCUGGCACAGCAUCUCUGAUGAGCAGUCCCAGGGGGCGGGGCCGCCCCCGUAAGAUCAAGCCUGAGGUGGAGCUCCACUUAAGAACUGCCAAAAAUCGGCGUCGCAGACGCAGCAGCAAGGCAGGAGGAGAGGAGUCGGCUAACAACAGUUUGGCCAUUCAGAAUGGAUAUGACUUGGCACAGUCUGCCUUCCUGGCCUGGCUCAGCCAAUCUCAAGGCUCGGUCACCGAUGGGCUGUCCAGGGUGUGUUCCCAGGAAGAUGAGAGUGGUCAGCAGGACAGCAUGAAGGAGAUGGCUGAGAAACAGGGACAGUGGUUCAACCUGCUGCCCAAAACCCCCUGUGACCCCUCUUCCCUCUCCCAGUCCCACCUUUCCAGCUCCCCUUCCAAAGAGCAGAUCCGGUCACGAGGGGUUCUGUCUACUCCUUUACCUCUUUGGCAGUCUGGCCUGCUGCUCUCAACUCCAGCACUCUGUCCCCAGGUGUGCUCUACUUCCCUUCAGAAGUUGGAUGGGAGGCAGAGGUGGCACAGUGGCCAGGGCUUGACUACCGCAGACCCUUCUUUCCUUGGCUUCUCCAUCCCUCCAGCGGCCAAGCGGCGUGGCCGCCCCCCCUCCAAACUGCUCCAGGAGAUUGAGCAGAAGUACUUCACCCAGCUCAUCCCGCGCCCUAUCCCGUCAAAGAUGGUUCAAGGAUGGUGGUGGAUCAGAGCCCCUGAGGAGCUGACUGCGCUGGUGCAGGUGCUGCACCCACGGGGCAUCCGGGAGAAAGCCCUCCACAGACAUUUGUCCAAGCACAGCGAGUACCUGGCUGACAUCUGCUCUGUGCCCAAAAAUGACCCCGUCUUCCAGGAGAGGGUGGAGCAGGACCAAGCCCUGUCCCAGGUGGCCCAGCAGCCAUGGGAGGAGUUGGCGUGGGCCAUGGAGGCUGACAUGACAGUGUUGCAGUGGGUGGAGGAUUUGGAGCAGAGGGUGCUGACCGCCGACCUGCAACUGAAGAAGGUUCCACAGAUGGGGAGGAGCAACACUGACGAUAGCAUGGAAACCACCGCACCAGAAACACAGGGUUUCACCGCACCCAAACCGGACUCCAUCCGGGCAGACCUGGAGUACCAUGACCAUGUGGUGGACCCGCAAGAUGACUGGACUGUCAAGACCAAAAGAGAGUGGUCUGGCUUCCUCCGGCUGCCCAACAACCCCCUGGACCUGGCAGUGAUGCGGUUGGUGGCCCUGGAGCGCAGCAUUGAGCGCCGCUACCUGAAGGAGCCACUCUGGAACCUGGCAGAGGUGGUUCGGCUGGCCCCCCUCACCCUGCCCCCGGGGGGGGAGACCCUGCUGGAUGCAGACGGUGUGGAAAGUGAGAUCACCCCACGGUUACGAUUAUGGAGACAGGCAUUGGACCGCUGCCGCAGCUCCGCCCAGCUCUCUCUGUGUCUCCUUCAGCUGGAGCGUUCCAUUGCCUGGGAGAGAUCUGUGGUCAAAGUGACAUGCCUGGUGUGCAAGAAGGGGGACAACGAUGAGUACCUGCUCUUGUGCGAUGGCUGUGACCGCGGCUGCCACAUGUACUGCCUGCGGCCCAAGAUCACCGAGAUCCCAGAGGGAGACUGGUUCUGUCCUGUCUGUGUCCCGGAGGUGAACAGGGAGUCCCAGCGGCCCCGGCGCCUGCCCAGGCCGAGGUCUGCUGCCCGCAAGAGACGGUACGGGGGCUACGGCUCUGGCAGCUCGGAUGAGGAGCACAGCCCCAGGAGGGGAGGCAUGACCACCCGUCAGAGGGACAGCCCUGCCAUGCCCUCCCAUGCCCGCUUCUCUGGGGAGGGCAGCAGCUCUGGCUAUUCCCCUUCCAAGCGCCGGCGCAUGGCCACCCGAAACCAGCCGGACCUCACAUUCUGCGAAAUCAUUCUUAUGGAGAUGGAGGCACAUGCAGACGCCUGGCCCUUCCUGGAGCCCGUUAACCCCCGGAUGGUUCCUGGCUACCGCCGCAUCAUCAAACACCCCAUGGACUUCCUCACUAUGCGAGAGCGCCUCCUGCAGGGAGGGUACUGCAGCUGUGAGGAUUUUGCAGCCGAUGCUCAGCUGGUUUUUGACAACUGCCAGCUGUUCAAUGAGGAUACGUCAGAGGUGGGCGUGGCUGGACACUCAAUGAGACGCUUCUUUGAAAGCCGUUGGGCGGAGUUCUACCAGGAUAAGGACCAAUAGAAAUGUGGGGUGAGGGGAAGGGCCAGGUGUGGGAGAGAGAGCAGGACCCAAGGAUCCAACGUAUUCAUGUGUGGCCCCUCCCCCUUCAUGGACAGUUACUGUUGCUACUAAAACUGCUGCGUGGCCUCUUCUGGCUCAGUGUAUACAUAUAUGUGUAAAUGUAUGCAUAUUUAUAUUGAUUUUUUGUGGUGUUUAUAAACCAGCUACAUUCUACUGGCUGGACAAAACACUUCCACACUCAGCUGUAGAGAGAGUGAUGAUGGGUCUCACACCCCCACCCCCAUCCCCAUCUCCAUACCAUGCUUCUAAAAAGUCCUGAUUCCUCUCCCAGUGUAUGGGGGGAGGUAAAGUUUUGCAGGAGCAAUCAGGGUUUAUUUAUUCCCACGUUCUGUUUUUCCCCGAGUCAUCACUUUACAGAGCAGCUUACAGUGUUUCCCUAAACAUGAAAAUUCUUAAGAAAAUUCACGGCAUCCACACUCAAAAUCAACUUGCAUAUUGCACAAUGUGUUUUUCAUAAAAGGGUGUAUCAUAGCUUUUCACUGAGGGAAUUUAUUGGUCUCCUGGAUAGAGGCACAUUGUUUUCUCAGUUUAUUUUCUAUUAACGUAUGUAUUUAUAUAAUCUCGUAAAUAUAUAUACAUACAUAUGAAGCAAAGAAAUAGCCUGGAUUAUUUAGUAGCAAUAGGUUUCAGUCAGUGUGUACUGACCACUUAUUAGAGAUCUACAAAAUGCAUCAAAUGGCCAGUAUAACUCAAAGGAUAGGACAUAUUUUUAUUUUCCAGAUUUCCUGAUGUGUCAGGUGAUUUAUCCAUUCAACUUCAUGCUGCUUAACCUACAGUACCAUUAGAACAACAGGAGGGCUUCUUUCUAGAACCUGUUGUGAGGUUCACAUGUUCCUGCUGCCCUGUUCCUCUUAGCACUAUAAGGUAAUUUGGAAACAGGAAACCUUGGCUAUCCAGCAUGAUUUCUGUGAAACCUUGUGCACAAGACAAUGAGCAAACAUUUUUAUCUUUUCUGGUUUUACAGUUGUUCUGUGCAAAAGCAAUAUAUUAGUAUUAUACGAGACUCGCUGUCAGAAGGUUGGUGUGAGUCCCGAGAGGGCCUUUACUGAUGUACCUUUGAGUGUGGUUCUUAACCAGAAUUACUUCAUUGAAUAUCCUCCUGCGUAAGUGGAUAAUGUGUAAAAAUGUGACAAGGUAGUUUACUAAGCUGACAAAUGUAAAGACAAAAUACUUGACACAAAUGAAACAGAACAGUUGCUAAUACUUUUUAACAUUCAUGGAACAGUUUUUUUUUUUUU